AUGGAAAUGGUCUACGGCAGCAACUGGAAGGUGGAGCUGGAGGCUAGAGAGAUAGCCGAGCUAGAGCCAUCGUCGGAAGAUGAAGAAUUGCUGGAGGGUGAUGCAGGCGAAGACCUGCCCGGAGUCGCGCCCAAGGCGGCUGCGAGGGGUGGCGUUUCGUCACCCCCGGCGUCUAGACUCAGCUCGUCAGCUGGAGAUGGGUCGGACGCGGUGUCGAAAUUGAAGGCCAAGCUGGAGUUGCCCUUUGUUCCUUCUGCUGAGGAUCUUGCUACUUACUCAGCCCGAGUACAACGCAUCAGUGAAGCGUUGAAUCUUCUAGAUUCUCCGUUGCCCGAAGGGAGCUUGCCGAUGGCUCGGACACCACAGAAGGCCAGAGGAAGCCUUUCUGUGUUGGUGAAAAUGAUCCAGGAGCAUGGUGGGAAGCUCAGCUCUCAUGCUGACAAGCUUUUCUCUAGUGAGGAAGGCACGCCAGACCGUGUCAGGGUGCCCCAAAGCCCACCCGUGGCUCGGCCUCUCUUCCAGGGCCCUGAGGCUACGGCGUCGGGAAAGGGAGCGUCAGAAAACGCGGCCGUGGCGGCUCCAGCGCGGGGGCUGGCUUUCGGCCACCAGCCUGGAGGCCAGAGUCCACGAUCCAAGUCACGCCAAAGGCGCAAUGGCCUGUGCUCGAUGCAGGAGUUUUACGAGCAGUUUGAGGCUACCAUUGCACUAGCCAACGAUGGCGAAGGCAUGACUGACAUGGAAGCCCUUGUGACCUUGAAAGCCUGCCUUCGCCAGCACCGACUGAAGUCCUACGAGCUGAUCUACAAAAGGCACUUAAAUGAUGGGACGUUGAGGGAGGACCCUGGCGCAGUGUACAAGGCUGUGAAGCAGAAACACCUUCUUUUCGCGGAAACGCGGGAAGAGAAGGAGCUCCGGGUUCUCGACGAGUGGGAGCGACUUCAGAAAGGAAGGCUCUCCGCCUACGAGUGGGAAGUGCUGUGGGAAGAAAGGCUCGGAGAAAGGGAGCAGGUCGGACUGGGGAUGACGGCUCGUGAGAACCUGAUCCAGUACCUCCGUAAAAUCGGGGACCACUUGUCCCGCGAAGCGCGGAAGGACAAGCGCUACCGAGAGAGUAGAGGUCCUCAGGAUGCGAAUUCGCCCGAGGACUCCGGUGGAAAUCGGAGACGGAAGAAGAGAAACCAGCAAGGGCAAGGAAACCCGGAAGAGUCGACCUUGGCCCUGGACGCGAACGCCAAGAAGAAGAAGGUGUGUUUCAACACGCGAGAUCAUGGUAGCUGCCGGAUCGAGGAUAGGUGCGAGUACAGUCACGACAAAGCGUUGGUGGAGGCGGAGCGAAAGAAGAAGAAGGAAGCCGAGAAGGCUGGAAGAGGUGGAGCCCACGCUGGCCAGGACAAGGCGUACCCAUUUUGCGCCGUCGAAGAGACCGUGUACGACACCAUGUGGACCAUGGGUUCGUGCGAAAGGUCCAGCGACCCGGCGUGUGAGGGCCUGAGUGUCCAAGCGGACCCCGGUGACGUAGGUUCUUGGGUGGGAGUUUGCUUGGAGAGCCCUGAAAAGGGCCUCGGCGGAAGUCCUGGUGGGGCUGGGGUGGUGUUGCCCACCCAGCUCCCGGGUACUGAGUUUGAGGCCACCCCUGGUUUGUGGCCAGUGGGAAAAGAGGAAGGGAUCAUUUUCCUGGAAGCUUCCACGGAGAAUGGUUUCAGUGCGACGAAAGGAAACCCGGUAGCGGUCGUCACGCCUGGUGUCGCAGUGCAGAAAGCCUGCUGCGAGUGCGGGGCGGUGAUGGCGUUGGACGUUUCCAGACACAUGCUGCCAUGGGGCGGCGUGGUGUCCGGAGAUGGACACGCGCUGUGCGUUCCUCGAUACCUCAAUCAUGGCUGGCGUGAGCUUUGGAGUGGAGAAAGCAAAGAUCACCGUUAUGGUACUACUUGCAACCGCAGUACGCCCACUGCGGCAAAGAUUCUUGGAGAGUACGUAAAAGCGGCCAAGGAGUUCCCUGAGCAGGGUCUCGGACCAGGGGACUCUCCAGGAGAUCUUGCUGUGAGGGCCAUCAAACUGACGGCGCGCCGGACCAUUGAGCUUUCGGUCCUGGACGAAGUGGCAGCGGUGACAGGGGAAAGGCCCUUGGAGCAAGUUGCAGACAGUUCCGGUUACGCAGUCGGAGGUGUGGCUGUGCAACUCCGGGAGGAUCUGCGAGGGUUUGAAGUGUUGGCUACUCACUCGACGGGGCUAACGCUGCCGCAACAGGCGUGGGCUCCGCUGAGCUUGGAAACUUAUGCUCAACUGGAAGUACGGAGAGCGGUGAAGGGAAUGAUCGGCCCGUUGCGCUGUGUCAUGUGGACGGAUCAUAGUAACUUGACUCGUUUGCAAACGAGCGAAGAGAUCCAGCCCAAGCAUCUUCGAUGGUUAUCGGAGUUGCUUGCCGAUGGUUCAGUCUUGCGGAGCUUGAGUGGUCGGUCCGCCAAGCUCGCAGACGGACUUUCCCGCAAUCCUCCAGAAAGGGAUGAGCUGUUAGCUCAGAGGACCAAGGACCUUCAAGGGCUGAUAGGCCAGCUGAGAGGUUUUUCCUUGGAAGAGUUUCUGAGGAGGGUUAUCCCUUGGUCUUUGCUCAGUGACGUGGAGUCGGCCAUAGAGCCCAAAGACCUUGUGACGGGGAAGACUGUGCGCCCGGGGUCCUUGGGUCGUAUCGACCAGGAUUCGGGCGCAGGGGGCGGGGAUGCGGUCUCUGCCUACCCUGUCUGUUCUUUUUCGCGCGUUAUGGCAGAUUCAGGGGCCAUUCCGGUCCUGAAGGUGCUUUACGUGCCGGAUUACUGCACGCAUGCCGAGAGAACGCUCAAGACGACGGAGUUGAGCAAGGUCUUGUCCCGCAGCUUACCCGGCUUCCAAGCCCGGGUUGCCUUGGGGGAGCCUCCUUUUGAGGACCUGGAAGGGACCGGGUUACACUUCGAGAAGCAAGGUAAGGCGAGGCUGACGGGUAGGAAGCUCGCCAACGCUGCGCGCGUUGACCUGUUUACCUCUGUGGCCAAGCUCUUGAGGGAGUUGGUGACGCACCGCCCUGCGGUAGUGGUUGGCAGAGGACAGGGGGCGGUCGUCGUCCUGGCGGCUUCUAAGCCAGUCGUGGUGGAAGCCGCGCUGUUGGCACGAGUGUUUCAGCGCGAUGAAUGCCGAGAGGUGGCAGCGGCGUGGGGUGCUGUGAUGGACAGUACUUUGGGAAGCGUGCCCCGAGCUGUGCGCAGAGCAUCCGUUGGAGCCCUGGCUAGUCGAAGCGGUGCUUCCGAAAAGUACUCCGCGCAAGCCUUGAAGGCGACUGUUUCGGAAUCGAUGGGUACCUCUGCAUGGGGUCCCUGGUUGGAACGUGAAACCAAGGAAGCUUGGGAGCAUAACGGGGUUUGCGCGCGCGGACGCCGAACCGCUUUGUUCGGGCAGUGCAUGAAGUGCAUUGCGGAGGACUUGAGCGAAGCUAGGGCUCAAGUACUUCCUGAGGCUGGGUCCGACCCAGGCGUGGUUGUCUUGGCUGGAGCUGAGCAGGUGCGUCCCUGGCCUGCUGGAGUGGAUCCAGCACCCCGCUGGGAGAGACAGGUUGAAGGGAGCCCCGAAGAGUGGGGUAUCUCUGUCCGGUGGAAGCGGGGCAGUCAGCUUUUGGUUCAGAAGCCGUCCGGGCGGAGGAACGAAGUUGGCUUGACGGUGUUUGCGUUGGAAGGGAAGCUUGCUUUGGAGUUGUGCCAUGUGGCUCGGCCGUGUUGGCCGCUUGACCUUACGAGUUUGUGGCGCCGGAAACCGGGUGAUCCCUUCUGGACGAUGCAUUGGCUCGUUCACGAAGUGAUGUGGUUCGAAGAGCGACCCGAGGGCGGCUGGGACUGGAAGUUCGAGACGUUAGGUCCGGGUAACCAGCCAAGGUAUGAACACCGGAUCUAUGCGAUCCUGGGGGCGGAGUCACGCGACCGGGAAAGGCUGUUGCUUAUCCCAGGGGGCGCGGGAGAGGUUCUCUCCGAGUCCUUGGAGGUUAGCCCGGCUGACGAAGGCUCGGCGCCGGAAAGGUGGCUAGACGAAGCCAGUAGGGCACGAGCACGGGCUCGCUCAGAGCUUGGGGAAGGAAGUGAGUUCAAGGUUGGGGUUGACUUGAGGCUGACGUGGGCCGCCGAGCAGCGAAAGGACCAGGUCUUGGCUCCACUGCUGGUAGCUUGCCGAGAGAAGGACCGUGACGUCAUUGACUAUUCUCCGGAACAAGCACAGUGGAUCGAUGACAAGGUCAACGAAGAGGUUGCGCGAGGACAACUAGUCCGAGGCUCAAGCCCUUGGGGAAGUCCAGCCUUUCCGACGAGGGAAGCUGGAGCUCACCAAAAGAGCAGGAAAAGGCGGAUAGUCGUUGACUAUCGACGCGUCAAUGCCCGAACGGUCCGAGCACAAUACUUCAGCCGCAAGAGUUGGGAAGUGAUUGCAGAGGCUGCUGGAUCCUUGUGGCUGACUAUGGUCGAUGCAGUCACGGGAUUCAAUCAGCUGCAGAAUUCGGAUCGUGCGAGACGCGUCCUGGCCGUGGUCACUCGGUCGGGGCAGUUUUUGCCGACUUGCCUGACGUUCGGACCGGUGAACGGACCAGAAGCUUUCGCCUACGUCAUGGAUCGCAUUUACGCCAGAGGAUCCGGACGCCGAGCACGGGCAGCUUCGGAAUGGUUGGCCUACGUUGACGACCAUACGAUCCGAAGUGGCAGGAUGAUAGGGGGAGUUGCGUACAAAGAUAGCGAAGUCGCAGAUCGCGUCAGGACCGCUGUCACUGAAAGAACCUCUCCGGAAUCUUGCCAGGAUGUCCCCGAGGCUCUCGAAGCAGCUGGUUUCAGCGCUCGAGGGCUCGGCGUGGAAACACGAAAAGAAAAGGAAAAGUCGAAACCUGCGAGCGAGCCAAAGAAAGGCAAAAGCACGAAGGAGUUGAAGUUUACAACAGAAGCAGAUCGAAACCACCCUUUUGCGCAUGGGCAGGGCUGCAGUCUGCUUACUUUGGUGUUCUUGGUGCUGUGUGGCUUGUGGCUGUUGGUUGCCGGCCGUACGGGUGCUCUGGUCGUGCCGCGCGGCGGGCGUGGGGGCGCGUACCAGGAGCGUUCUGGUGUGUGGUCGGGCGACUGGGUUGGAUGGCUACGGGUGACCCGUGCCCGGAUCCGGGAGUUGGUCGAAGAGGACCGGCGAAGGGGUACCAACCGCUUCGAGCAGCGCACGGAAGGCACGGAAAUUUACUACAGAGCCACGAGUGGAUGGUCUCUAGAGAACUUCGAGCCGACCUGUGCGCUGCGUGCCGUGAAGGAGAAGAAACUACCCCACUACCUCUACCACUCCACGCAGGAAAGUUUGAGGAACAAAAUAGUCAUUUGGCAGUGGAUCCGGCCCUGA
Symbiodinium pilosum is the source of this 5379-nucleotide messenger RNA. Lineage: Eukaryota; Dinophyceae; Suessiales; Symbiodiniaceae. The record is from the annotation of a GenBank genome assembly.